Fragaria vesca subsp. vesca is the source of this 2013-nucleotide messenger RNA. RefSeq lists its product as uncharacterized. The coding region runs from base 1 to 1905 and encodes 634 amino acids. The transcript has 9 exons. Gene Ontology annotation, cellular component: chloroplast; Golgi apparatus; cytoplasm. NCBI's taxonomy places the organism in Eukaryota, Viridiplantae, Streptophyta, Magnoliopsida, Rosales, Rosaceae. The record is from RefSeq and is a predicted model, not a curated record.
AUGGGCCACCACCACCACCUCCACUCCUCCACCUCCGCCGACGGCGGCGUCUCCCAGCGCGUCAACUCCCCGCGCUUCUCCGGCGCCAUGACCCGCCGCGCCCACUCCUUCAAGCGCAACCCUUUCUCCUCCUCCUCCUCCGCCGCCGCCGCCGCCAACAAUGACGACGGCGGGAUCGCCGGCGGCGGGUUCAGUACGCAGUACGAGGUGGACCUGCAGAUGAACUCGCCGAGAUCCGAGAUCGGCGGCGCCGGCGAGGGGUUUGUGACGCAGAGCGGCGGCGGCCACGUGACGCAGAGAGCGGCGGUGAGAGGGUUUCUGAGGAAGCCGAUUGAGGCGGUGGUGGUGGAGAUGGGGUUGAGGGAAAGGAAGAGACUUGGGCAUUGGAUGUUCUUUGCGUUUUGUGGGGUGUGUUUGUUUCUGGGGAUUCUUAAGAUUUGUGCUACUGGUUGGUUUGGAUCUGCUAUUGAAACUGCAAGCUCCAAUCAGGAUAAUUCUGGGUCCAUGACUCAUUCAAAUCGGAUUGAUGAAAGCUCUCAUGAUUAUGGGUAUAGAGACGGAGGAAGUGAUGUAGAACGGACUCUGAAAAUGGUGGCGUCUGGUGUGGUUGGUAGAGAGAACAGAGCUGAAUGGACAGGUAUCUGGUCCCGACCCAACAGUGCAAAUUACAGUCAGUGCAUUGACCAUCCAAAAAGCCACAAAAAGCCAGAUCCAAAGACCAAUGGUUACAUUCUUAUAAAUGCCAACGGUGGCUUGAAUCAGAUGAGAUUUGGGAUUUGUGAUAUGGUUGCUGUUGCUAAGAUUAUGAAGGCAACACUUGUCUUACCUUCGCUUGAUCACACCUCCUACUGGGCUGAUGACAGUGGCUUUAAAGAUCUUUUUGAUUGGCAACACUUCAUUGAGACAUUAAAGGAUGAUAUCCACAUAGUUGAGGCAUUACCACCUGAAUAUGCAGGAAUUGAACCUUUCAACAAGACACCAAUAUCUUGGUCUAAGGCAAGUUAUUACAAGUCAGAGGUCCUCCCACUGCUGAAGCAGCACACGGCAGUCUAUCUCACUCAUACUGAUUCUCGGCUUUCCAACAAUGACCUCCCAAGUUCCAUUCAAAGAUUGAGGUGUCGUGUGAAUUACAGGGCAUUAAAAUAUUCAGCUCCAAUAGAACAACUUGGAAAAACCUUAGUUUCUGGAAUGAGGCAGAAUGGAGGUCCUUACCUUGCUCUCCACUUGAGGUAUGAGAAGGAUAUGCUUGCAUUUACGGGCUGUAGUCAUAGUUUGACAGCAGAAGAGGAUGACGAACUACGCAGAAUGCGCUAUGAAGUCAGCCACUGGAAGGAGAAAGAGAUUAAUGGGACAGAGCGAAGGUUGCUUGGUGGUUGCCCAUUGACCCCUAGGGAGACUUCACUUUUGCUCCGAGGGCUGGGUUUUCCAUCAAACACCAGGAUUUAUUUGGUAGCUGGUGAAGCUUAUGGGAAUGGUAGUAUGCAACAUCUUGAGAAUGACUUCCCAAACAUCUUCUCCCAUUCUACUCUCGCCACAGAAGAAGAGCUGAGUCCAUUUAAGAAUCAUCAGAACAUGUUGGCUGGUAUAGACUAUGUUGUGGCCUUGGAGAGUGAUGCUUUUCUUUAUACAUAUGAUGGAAACAUGGCAAAAGCAGUUCAAGGUCAUAGGCGCUUUGAGAACUUUAAGAAGACCAUCAGUCCAGACAAGAUGAAUUUUGUAAAACUUGUUGAUGAUUUAGACCAAGGAAAAAUCUCUUGGAAGAAGUUUAGUUCCAAGGUAAAGAAGCUUCACCAUGACAGAGAUGGGUCUCCAUAUCUGAGGGAACCUGGAGAGUUUCCGAAGCUGGAAGAGAGUUUCUACGCAAAUCCCUUUCCGGGCUGUAUUUGUGAAACAAGAUCGAGAUAGUAGAGGCCGGCUAACAGUUUUGCAUUGUAUGAUGUUGUAAGCUCAGCCAAAUGUACAGACCUCAAGCUAUGUGUUGCCGUUGUUUCAGAAAUAUUGGCAGGGCAAUGC